This is a messenger RNA of Brassica rapa (field mustard), 4990 nucleotides long. RefSeq names its product O-fucosyltransferase 24. NCBI's taxonomy places the organism in Eukaryota, Viridiplantae, Streptophyta, Magnoliopsida, Brassicales, Brassicaceae. The record is from RefSeq and is a predicted model, not a curated record. Gene Ontology annotation, cellular component: cytoplasm.
GAGUGAGGACAUUUAUGAAAAAAAAGUAAUAUAGAUUCCUAUUUAGAGCUUCUGCUAGUGCUACAUGAUCCACUCGAAUAUGUGUCUAGCUGAACAAUCCCAGCAGUUCAAAGCUUUCCUUGGAGUUAUAUUAUGCUUCGCAUAGCAUCAAUACUUGUGGAGCUAAUGAUUGUGCAUUCGAAGAUUCAAAUUUUAAAGUCGUGCAUGCGUUAAAACAACUUUAAAACGUAAGACGGCAAAAACGUGCUGAAGUGCCCAUGUAGUCUGUGUAUAUUGAAUAAAAUUAAGGUGCAGCAAAUGAGAACGACACGUACAUUUUUUUUAGGAUAAACUUUAACAUAUAUAUAAUUGGAUCAUAUUCUCUCAUUGGGGGUUAAUAUAUGGUAUCCCAUAAUUGAAUUUAUUUUAUUAGAUUUGCUUCAAAGAUACGUGAGUCCACGACUCUACUAGCCUUGAUCAUAGCUUUGCAUUUUGAAGUCUAGCCAUUGUUAAAUUCCUCCCCAUUCGUUUUGACAGUAUAAAACUAUAAAUUAUGUAUUAAUUUUAUUUUGUUUUUUUGAAUAUAUGUAUUCAUUUGCUAAUCAACCAUUUAAUUCAAAUUAUUUAUAAUAGGUAAUAGCUAUUACGUAAAAACACUAUAUAUAUAUUGGAUAUUAAACAUCUCCAAAAUUUAAAUAUGAUCUUGAUGAUAUGCACAGAUUUAUGGACUCACUACGUCAUUCAUUGAACUUUGCCGGUAGGACGCAAGACAACCUCACCAUUACUAAAAUUUAAUAAUGCCAAUGUGACUGGUGUAGAGGAUAAUAUUCUAAAGUGAUAAUCGGUUUUAUACACACAAAAUGGGCUUUUCUUAAUAAUUUGAGUCCACUUGAACUUAUAAUCUCAUGCCUCAGAUAAACACCAACACAAUGUAUAUAGAAAGACUUUGAAGUUUGAAAGAUUUGUGUAUUUUGAUUUAUGGAUAAGUGUUGAAUAAGAAAGAAAAUAAUCAAUGAAAAAUAUUUAUCUCCAGCUCGAUCUAUGAUACAUACAACAUAUAAGUUGUAUCAUUGUAAUAUAUGAGGGAUUAUGGUAUUGUUGUUGACAACUUCCUCGAAUGAGCACUUUUCCUACUGGAUCUGAUGAAAGACUCUUGAGCCUAUAACAACUCUUGGCCCAUCUCAUCAACACAUUAAUCCGGUUUGUUUCCUCGCAAAUUAAAACGAUUAUUAUUUUAUUAUAUGAAUAUUCCAAAUGUUGAUAAACUUUAGUUGUACAAAAAAAAAAGAUAAACUUUAUACAAUAUUUUAUUUGAAAUAAUAAUUUGAAUGAGUCUUCAGUAUUUAAAAUACUUAUCUAAUAAAUAGUAUACAUAUAUGUGUAUUUCUUAUAUUUAUAAUAUAUUAUAGUUGACAAAGAAGUUGAUAUUAAUAAAAUAUAUAUAUUGGUCUAUAGUUUAUUCAGUCAAUUGAUGUAAGUUGAGUGUGUUGUUCGUUCGUGCAUCUUUGAAAGUGACCCAUAAUUACCAAAAUACUUUUUUUUUUUGUUUUGAGAUCUUACGUUCAAAUUCGCUAAAAUAUUGAUAUUUUUAAUCAUAAAUUAAUAUAAUAUAUUUGAAAUAAAGUUUUAUAAAUCUUAAUCAAGUAUAAAACAUUAGAUAACUAAAUAAUAAAAUAAAUAUAUUUAAUGAUUUUGAUAAUUAUUAUUUGAAAAUAAGUAUUUAUUGUGCUAGAAACUAGUUUUUCAUCAUAUAAAUUUAAAAAUUAAAAUACUAUAUAUAUAUAUAUAUUUAUUGACUUACCAGGAAGAAAAUCUAUAUUAAUAUUUGAUUAUUUUCAAAAUAAUACAUUCUAAAUGUUUUUGACUAAAUGAAUAUUUUAAGCUUUUAUAUAAUACAAAAUAUUUCAUUUUAAUAAAAAAUUGUUAUUCACUAUAAGUUUGAUAUUUUAAACGUAUUAGUAUUUUUAUGGUAUAAUAUUUUUGAAUUGAUAAUGUUUAUACCAAUAAAUAUUUUAAUUAUGUUAGUGUGACAACAGUAGGAAUAACAUGAAGACAAAUAAAAUAAACAAGGAAGAACAAAAUUAUAGGAAUAUUUUAUUAAAUUAUAAUCAGUAAUAUAAUCUAACAAAUAAAUAUAAUUAUUCAUUAAGGAUAAUAAUAAUAAUGUAGAUAGAUAGAUUUCGUUGUCAAAAUAAAGUUACAUACUAAUUUCUAACUUAUCUCAUGGAUUAAGAAUAUUUUUUCCAUAUUUAAUAGAAUAGAUAUACAUAAUCGAUAAUUUAACCUGUGUUUAAAAAACAAAAAUUCCAACUAACUUCCAUUAUUGAACUAUACCACCAGGAAUUUAAAAAUAAGAGGAGAAUCUUCUUGUAAGCGAAUCUGUUAUGUAAGAAGAGGUUGUACCCGACAAAGACAUUCAUCCUUCUCUGUUCCCGCCGUAACUAAUCUCCUCAUCUUUGCAAAGAAAUCGUCUCUGUUUGAAAACUUGCGAUGGGAACAUGGAAGAAGAAAAACAGUUAUACGAACAAAGUUAGCUACAUAUCAGUCCCAGCUCAGAUCAUAAAGUCAGUUUCUUCCUCGUCUCUUCGAGACAAUAAAUCUUCAAAGAGGAACACGACCAAGUUCUUGUUUCUUCUCCUCAGAAACCCAAAGCUCUGGGCGUUCUGUCUCCUCUCGCUUUCUGUUUUAGGAAUUGUAUCACGACUUGGUCCUUGUCUUUCUCCUUCCGGUCCACAUCAAGAAAGUCAACUUCAGAGCUCGGAUUCAAUUGCGUAUACCCGAUCAAACAGUACUCAUGCUGAGAUUCCGAAUGCAGAUGAUCCAUCUUUAGAUAUGAUUCCAAAACCACCAGUGGCUGUUGUGGAGAAGAAUGAGACCUUUGGUGGUGAUUCAAAGCUGAUCAUCACCUCUAGACAUGCUUUUUGGAAACAGCCUGAUGGAUUAGGAUACAAGCCGUGCCUGGACUUCAGCGCUGCGUACAGGAGAGAGAGCAAGAGGGUUGUUAGAGAGAGGAGAAAGUAUCUGAUGGUGGUUGUCUCCGGUGGGAUGAACCAGCAGAAGAAUCAGAUUGUGGAUGCAGUUGUGAUUGCCAGGAUCCUAGGUGCUGUUCUUGUCGUCCCAGUAUUGCAAGUCAAUCUAAUUUGGGGUGACGAGAGUGAGUUUUCAGAUAUAUUUGAUUUAGAGAGAUUCAAGAGUGUUUUAGCAGAUGAUGUGAAGGUAGUUUCAUUGCUGCCGGCAAAUAAAAUAAUGACUAGACCAACAGAAGAUGGUGGUAUGCCUUUCAAUGCCUCUCCUCAAUGGAUACGUUCACAUUAUCUAAAACGAUUUAACAGGGAUGGAGUUUUGCUUUUAAGGAGAUUGGAUUCAAGAUUGUCUAAAGACUUACCCUCUGAUCUCCAGAAGCUUCGUUGUAAGGCAGCAUUUGAAGCACUGAAGUUCUCGCCAAGGGUGAUGGAGUUGGGGAAGAAGCUAGCAGAGAGGAUGAGGAGCAAAGGUCCUUACAUUGCGCUUCAUCUUCGGCUAGAGAAAGACGUGUGGGUGAGAACAGGCUGCCUUACUGGUUUAAGCUCAAAGUAUGAUGAGAUUGCAAGACUAGAAGGGAUCAAACGGCCUGAGCUCUUAACAGCCAAGUCUAGCAUGACACCUAAUGAGAGGAAACUCGCAGGUCUAUGUCCGUUAAAUGCCAAGGAAGUAACAAGGCUGCUUAGAGCACUUGGAGCACCGAGAGACGCGAGGAUCUACUGGGCGGGAGGGGAACCUCUGGGCGGAAAGGAAGCUUUGAGACCGUUAACAAGUGAAUUCCCACAUCUUUACAACAAAUACGAUAUAGCAUUGCCCCAUGAACUCAAACCUUUCGCGAAACGAGCUUCAAUAAUGGCAGCAAUAGACUAUAUAGUAUGCAAGGAGAGUGAUGUGUUCAUGGCAUCUCAUGGAGGGAACAUGGGCCGCGCGAUUCAGGGUCACAGAGCUUAUGAAGGACACAAGAAGCUUAUAACACCAAACAAAAGGCAAAUGCUCCCAUACUUUUUGAACACAUCAAUGACUGAGACAGAGUUUGAGAAGAUGAUGAAGAAAUUACACAGGCAAUCUCUAGGACAGCCAGAGAUAAGGGUUAGCAAAGCUGGAAGAGAUGUUACAAAGUAUCCUGUUCCUGAGUGUAUGUGCAAUAAUCAAUCCACUCCCACUAUUUAAAGCUUCUUUAUUGUUGCAUAUACGGUUGAAUACAGAUAAUUAUUUAUCAUUAAUAAAAGGGUUUAACAUGCUUCUUUUACUAAAGUUUCUACGCUUUAUUUUGGAACUAAGAUUCUAUCUUCUCAUUCAUUAAUAAGAAGCAUCAAACCCCAAUAGAUUGAACUGAUUCACAUAGAGGCAGAAACACAUGAGACGAUUCAUUUAAAAAGCUUAAUAAUUCAUAAAGCUCAAAAUCUUACAGAAAAUAAACAAAUCUUUCACCAGGAAACUUUGCAAGACACACCAAACUUAAAAGCUUAUUUUCCACAGUGUAUCAAACUGCCUGCACCUAGGAAUAGCCCAAAAAUUGCUGCGCUGCCGAGUGUUGUUUGCCCAAUGUACCUUAUCUUCAUAAGCCCAGGUACCUGCAGAACAAAAAAAAAGAAGGAACAAAUGAUCACCAAGUAGUGAUAUAAUACAAUCCCCCAAACGGUUAAUUUUAAUUGAGAUUUUUCACAACAAGAGCAGUUCUAGUCUUGACAUAAAGCGCUAAGACUUAGAAUUCAUCAUCCUCACAAGCUCAAAAAUAAACACAACAAGAGCAAAACAAUCAUAACUGAAGCGUUAGACCAAAAUAAAGUUCUCUAACACGGUGGUGACAUAAAUGCACAAGUCAAUUAGUUAAUGCUCAAAAGUGAAGACAGAGGCAUAAGACAACUAUAUCCAUGAGUGAGUAUGUAUGCAUUCACCAAGAAGAACCAAACAAUCCUAUGCAUAAUCCCCUCAGUAUUCUUUCCAGUUUCUCUCAUCAGAAUGUUUUAGAAAAAUAUUUCAUUUUAUU